Messenger RNA from Colletotrichum chrysophilum, 759 nucleotides. RefSeq lists its product as uncharacterized. Gene Ontology annotation, molecular function: oxidoreductase activity. Lineage: Eukaryota; Fungi; Ascomycota; Sordariomycetes; Glomerellales; Glomerellaceae. The record is from RefSeq and is a predicted model, not a curated record. The transcript has 2 exons. The coding region runs from base 1 to 759 and encodes 252 amino acids.
AUGGCCAUCGACACCAUCCCCCGCGGUGAUGUCCGCGCAACCCUAAACUUCUUCGCCCCUCCCGAAGACGGUUCCGCCCCCUACAACACCAUCGUCCCCGAAGGCCUCCCGGGACGCAACUACUCAGAUGACGUCCAGGAGGCCCUCCUGCACGACAUCCGCGGCCGCGAGGCUGAAUUCAACCUCGACCAGGACGCCUUCGCCGUCAUCCGCAACCAGCCUCCGUCCGCCGAGAAGGAGUUUGUAGACGACGAGUCCAUUAAGCAGAAUUACUACCCGGAGCUCGAGAAGCUUCUUCUGGAGCACGUUCCGGGCUCCAACCGGGUCCUCUUCUUUGACCACACCAUCCGCCGCGCAGACCUCAAGGCGAACAGGAACCCCGUCACCCGCGUGCACAUCGACCAGACGCCCGUCUCCGUCAUCCAGCGCGUGAAGAAGCACCUGCCUGAGGAGGCGCACAAGCUCCUGGCGGGCCGGUACCGGAUCAUCAACGUCUGGAGGCCGCUCAACAAGAACCCCGUCGAGUCGUUUCCGCUGGGUUUCGCUUCCUCUUCGACGCUGGACGAUGCGGACAUCGUCCCCAUCGAACAUCGGUAUUCCAACGGCUACACCGGCGAGACCGCGGGGAUCAAGUUUAGCCCUAGCCAGAAGUGGUACUACCUGAGCGGCAUGACCGGAGACGAGCGGCUGCUUCUCGAGUGCUUCGACAGACAAGACCUGAUGCUGAAGGCCGCGAGAGCAUCGAAGUUCGCGCGCUAG